AUGAAGCUCUUAUCCGCUAGCAUUGGUGCUCUCUUGGCACUUGCACAGCUAGGCGCCUCCCAGAAAAUCGUUGGCGCUGCGCAAGGUUUUGCUUCUGGCGUAACUGGUGGAGGUAGCGCUGAACCCCAGACUCCGAGAGAUAUCAACGAGCUCAAGGCGUGGCUUACUGACGACACCCCGCGUGUGAUUGUUCUUUCCAAGGAAUACGACUAUACGAAAACCGAGGGCACGGAUAGUGGAAAUGUUUGUGCUAGCUGGGGUACAGGCCCCAAAUGUCAGAAGAUUAUCCAAAAGGACUGUGGCAGCUCUCCUUCAUCCACUGGAACCUGGUACAAGGCGGCCAAAACCCCCAUUGAUGUCGCCUCCCACAAGACGAUCCUUGGUGUGGGUAAUAAGGGUAUCAUCAAGGGCAAGGGUCUGAGGUUCCGUGGCGGUGCUUCCAACAUCAUCGUGCAAAACAUCCAGAUCACUGAUUUGAACCCUGAGUAUGUGUGGGGUGGCGAUGCCAUCUCUUUCGAUGGUGCUGAUCUGGUUUGGAUUGAUCAUGUUACGACUGCCCGCACUGGACGCCAGCACUACGUAUUUGGCUUCAACACUAGCACCCGCGUGACUCUUUCCAACAACUUUAUCAACGGUGAAAGCCCCUACUCCACCGGCUGCAACGGAUACCACUAUUGGACAUUUGAAAUGGUCGGCGAAGGCGACCAGAUUACCUUGCAGAACAACUACAUCUACCGCACUGCUGGCCGCAGUCCUGCUCUCAGUGGAGGUACCCUCUUGCACGCCGUGAACAAUGUCUGGGAGGGCAACAACGGCCACGCACUCGAGGGAGGAGAGGCAACUGCCAAGGGCAUCUUCGAGGGCAACGCUUGGGUCGACGUCAACAGCAUCGUCGCAGACUACAAGGGCAAGGCUUUCACCUCCCCUGAUGCCUCAACCAACAAGAAGUGCAGCGCGGCCCUAGGUCGUGCGUGUGAAGUCAAUGUUUUCCCCAACUCCGGCAAGCUUUCUCCUCUCACGGAUACCUCGUUCUUCUCGGAUUUCAAGGGUCUCAAGAUUGCGCCUGCUACUUCGGCUGCUGAGGCGCAGACUAAUGUCCCCAAGAACGCGGGCGCGGGCAAGAUUUAA
Messenger RNA from Aspergillus alliaceus, 1128 nucleotides. RefSeq names its product polysaccharide lyase family 1 protein. The transcript has 2 exons. The record is from RefSeq and is a predicted model, not a curated record. The coding region runs from base 1 to 1128 and encodes 375 amino acids. Gene Ontology annotation, molecular function: pectate lyase activity. NCBI's taxonomy places the organism in Eukaryota, Fungi, Ascomycota, Eurotiomycetes, Eurotiales, Aspergillaceae.